UUGCCAAAUAAGGGAAGGAGCUGGUGCAGUAAGGCUAGAGAAAAGUGGGCGUUGGAGAAUUAGAAUUUUAUAUAACCAAGAAACGGGACAUAUAAUGUCAUAUUCUAAUAAAUAUAUUUUCACAGCUUUACCCAGAACUCAGAGAGGACAGCCAAUUGUACUGGGAGGAGAUCCAAAGGGGAAGAAUUUCUUGUAUACAAACGGAAAUAGUGUCAUUAUAAGAAAUAUUGAGAAUCCUGCUAUAUCUGAUGUUUACACCGAACACUCCUGUGCUGCCAUUGUAGCCAAGUAUUCACCAAGUGGAUUUUACAUUGCAUCUGGAGAUCAGGCUGGGAAAGUACGAAUUUGGGAUACUGUAAAUAAGGAGCACUUAUUGAAGAAUGAAUUCCAACCAAUUGGUGGCCCAGUUAAGGAUAUUUCAUGGUCACCUGACAGCCAGAGAAUGGUGGUUGUUGGAGAAGGAAGGGAAAGGUUUGGACAUGUGUUUAUGGCAGAGACUGGCACUUCUGUAGGUGAAAUAUCAGGACAGUCAAAAUCAAUCAACUCUUGUGAUUUUCGCCCAGCAAGACCAUUCCGAAUUGUGACAGGUUGUGAAGACAAUACAAUUGGUGUGUUUGAAGGUCCACCAUUCAAAUUCAAGAUGACAAAGCAGGAUCAUACAAGAUUUGUGCAAGCUGUGAGAUAUUCACCGAGUGGGUGUCAUUUUGCUUCAGCUGGAUUUGAUGGAAAAGUAUUUAUUUAUGAUGGUUCAUCAGCUGACCUGAUUGGAGAAAUAGGAUCACCUGCCCAUAAAGGUGGUGUAUAUGCUGUUGCCUGGAAACCAGAUGGCACUCAAGUCCUCACUGCAUCAGGUGAUAAGACUUGCAAGUUGUGGGAUGUAGAAACAAGAUCUGUGAUAACAGAGUUUGUGAUGGGUAGUCAGGUGGAAGACCAGCAGGUUUCGUGCUUAUGGCAGGGCCAGUAUCUGCUGUCAGUGUCACUUAGUGGCUUCAUCAAUUAUCUUGAUGUCAGCAAUCCUAAUAAGCAUAUACGAAUACUAAAGGGUCACAACAAGCCAAUCACUGUUCUCUGUCUGAGUCCAGAUCGGAAAAAAAUCUACACAGGCUCACAUGAUGGCUUCAUCUCCCACUGGGAUUCUGAAACAGGAGAGAAUGAUAGGAUCCAAGGAGUUGGUCAUGGGAACCAGAUCAAUGGGAUGAAGAUAAUAGGCAACUCUCUGUAUACAUGUGGCAUUGAUGACAGUGUGAAACAAGUGGAUAUCAGCUCUAAUAACUAUACAAGUGCUGACAUCAAGCUGGAUUCACAGCCUCGUGGCAUGGAUGUCAAAGAUGAUACCAUAAUCACCGCUUCUGUCAAAGAGAUAUCAGUUCUGCAAGGAGGAAGGAAAGUGACCAGCCUUCCUGUCGCUUAUGAACCUUCAUGUGUGUCCAUCAACAGCACACACCCAGAUGUAGCAGUAGGAGGAACUUUGGACAAUAAAAUUCACAUUUAUACACUGCUGGGAUCAAACCUAAGCCCAAAGGCAGAAUUGGAACAUCUUGGCCCUAUAACAGACUGUUCAUACUCACCAGACAGCCAGUACCUGGUGGCAUGUGAUGCCAACCGGAAGGUCAUCCUCUACAAACUUCCAGAUUACCAGAAACUUGCCCACAACAAGGAAUGGGGGUUCCAUAAUGCACGAGUCAAUACUGUAGCCUGGUCUCCAAACUCCCAGCUGGUUGCCAGUGGCAGCCUGGACACAACCAUAAUUAUCUGGAGUGUGCUGAACCCAACAAAACACACAAUCAUCAAGAAUGCUCAUCCACAGAGCCAGAUUACACGUCUCGCCUGGUUGGAUGAUGGAACAUUAGUAUCUGUUGGACAAGACUGCAACACCAAAAUAUGGAACAUCACUGCUUCUUAAUCUGUUACCAAUGUCUGGGUUCCUACAGCCAUGGAUAUGCACUACAGGAAAUCACAUGAUGAAAGUGUAUAGAGCAAUGACAAAUAUGAAGUUACUGAACUGGCUCCAGAUUUGUGCUUAGAGAUAAGCAAAAUAACUUUAUUUUUCACAUAAAUUAUGACCAGUCUGCAAACAGUGAGAUAAUAUUUUCUCUAUUCCUGAUACUCUUUUAUAUAUUAUACCUGUCUGAAAAAUGAUGGAAUGUGUAAUGCAUGUAGUUUCUGUGAGUGAUUUCAGUGAAUAACGUAUUUAAUUAUUUAAAUGAAUAAUGUAAUUAUACUGAUGUUUUCAAAUGCUGCCUCCAAAAUCGAGAUUAAGGAGGUAGUACCAACUAUACUGAACAAACAGCAUUAUUAUUAACUAUGUCUUUAUGGUCUGUCUUUAUAUUGCAAAUGAUUAUAAAAUAAAUGGAAAACUUUCUUGGCUAAAAGCAUUUCCUAACUGUAAACUGCUAUUAUAAAACUCAAAGAAAUGCAUUUUGUUAACUUUCUGCACAUAUCUGUAUUACAUUUGACCACAUAUUAUAA
Molecule: messenger RNA, 2469 nt
Organism: Cryptotermes secundus
Lineage: Eukaryota; Metazoa; Arthropoda; Insecta; Blattodea; Kalotermitidae
Gene: flr
Product: actin-interacting protein 1
Exons: 15
Coding region: 95-1903 (602 amino acids)
Biological process (GO): sarcomere organization; actin filament depolymerization; locomotion
Cellular component (GO): cortical actin cytoskeleton
Molecular function (GO): actin filament binding
Source: RefSeq, a predicted model, not a curated record